GCACUCCACGACCUCUGGAGGGUGCCCGAGUAUCAUAUCCAUUACUUUCUGUAAAUUAGUUCGCGUUGGUGAGCGCUAGCCGUAGAUGUGUACGAUGUUGCUGACCUUGAGGAGCCGAUAUAAGUUGGAGAAGUCAUCGCAUCUUUGAUCACAUCCAAGAAGACUACAACGCCGCUGGUCUAUUCUGUUGUAUCACCCGCAGUAAAAUUUUACUGCAGAGAGACUGCGUCAAAGAACGGGUCUACAGCUUUGUUGCAUCAACCCUUCUGGCGAACUAGCUGCACUUGAUACGACUUUUGAGCCUUUGAGGUAGCGGCUGGCUGCUAUGGUCAAAAGACAACUGAAGGAGACAACUGCCCGUGGACUAUAUGUGUCUCGGUCAUCCGCUGUAAAACUUGACUGCUGAACGGCUGUUGUGAAUGGAUAGGUCUACAGCAUUUCAUUAUUAACGUUUGAGGCAGCUUACUAGCUAUACUGUACCAACGACUCUGAUUCUUCAAUAAGAGCUUUAUAAGAAUUUGAAGAUACAAUAGACAAGAUGAACUCGACUUUGAACACGACUUCGCCAACUCCGCUUCACGAGGGAAAGCUGAAGCAGACAGUGCCUAUCAUUGUUUUGUUUGUCUUUUCUUACACCCUUAUCUUUUUGUUUUGCAUAAUUGGGAACACGUUGGUUUGCCUGGUGGUAGUGAAAUCACCGAGGAUGCAAAACGUUACCAACUAUUUCAUUUUAAACUUGGCUGUGGCGGACCUUCUUGUUGCUGUGUUCUGUAUGCCCUUCACACUGGUGGACAACAUCGUCUAUGGCUGGCCUUUUGGAGACGUUAUGUGUAAGUUAUCCGCUGCCACCACGGUAAUUUCGGUUGUAGCGUCCGUCUUGACCCUGGUAGCCAUCGCAGUAGACAGAUAUUGUGCUGUUGUCUACCCAACUCAAGAGAUCAUCACUCUCCCCCGCAUGAUGCAAUCCAUCGCCAUCAUCUGGUUCUUAUCCGUCCUCAUCGCGCUGCCUGUGAUCUUCGCCAAAAGAGAAGAAACUUUUAAUCCCCCAAUGCAAGUAUGCACAGAAGCAUGGCCAACCUACGGUUCCUGGUCUGCUCAGGAUUUUCGAAGGAUGUUCAGCAUCGCGCUGCUUAUGUUUUCAUUUCUUGGUCCUUUGCUAAUCAUCACGAUUCUUUACAUGCGCAUUGCGUACCGAAUAUGGUUCAGAAAAGCACCUGGUGAUAGCGCCAAUGUUUCGGAUCAAGCUAGAGAAACCGCCACGAAGAAGAAAGUCAAAGUGAUUAAAAUGUUGAUCGUUGUUGUGGUGUUGUUCGCCCUGUCGUGGCUACCGCUGCAUACGCUUAUACUACUUGACGAAUAUGCCAUGCAAAACAUGGAUUACACCGUACAAAACGCCGUUUACAACUACUGCUUUCCUGUGGCCCACUGGCUGUCGUAUUUCAAUAGUUGCGUAAACCCAAUCAUAUACGGAUACUUCAACCAGAACUUCCGUGCUGGGUUUAAAGCGAUUCUAACACGCAGUCGAGGCAAUAUUCCCUGCCGUCUUUAG
Molecule: messenger RNA, 1549 nt
Organism: Branchiostoma floridae (Florida lancelet)
Lineage: Eukaryota; Metazoa; Chordata; Leptocardii; Amphioxiformes; Branchiostomatidae
Product: neuropeptide FF receptor 1-like
Exons: 3
Coding region: 539-1549 (336 amino acids)
Biological process (GO): G protein-coupled receptor signaling pathway
Cellular component (GO): membrane
Molecular function (GO): neuropeptide receptor activity; peptide binding
Source: RefSeq, a predicted model, not a curated record